AGUUGGUGUUUGAUAGCGGCAGUGAUUAGAUCGAAGCGGAGUAACAAAAAUCGCGAAAACGACAAACGCAGUGCUUUAUCAACUUUGGAUUAUGGAGAUUAAAUUGUGAUCUGAUAAUUUCUAACAAUCAGUGUGAUCUGUGAGACAUCUUCAAGUGCAUAAUGUCGUCUUAUAGUGGGUUCGAUGAUACAACCUCUUUCGACGACUUUGACGAGUACACUUCGGAGGACAGUGGAUUCGAGAAGAGUUUGGAGUCUAACGGUGACUUAUCAUUUAGCUUCGCCCCACGGAAGUUGGAUUUUGAGUUGGCGGCUCCGAUCAUAACUCCACAAUUGCCAUGCCAAGAGCAACCAGUUCCAAAGAAGCGCGGACGAAAAUCACUCAAGGAAAAGAGUCUGGAAUUACUAUCGGCUGAAUUCAAUCCGGAUCUAGGCCUCCAAACCUCAACACCAACCAAACCAGCUGCCGCCAAUGGAGAAUCUAGGCCGAAACGGAAGUACGCUAUGGGAAAGAGUCGCAUCACAAGAAACCGCAGUCCAACCCAGGUAAUGAGGAUUAAACGCUGCCGUCGGAUAAAAGCGAACGAUCGAGAGCGAAAUCGCAUGCACACUUUGAACGAAGCUCUCGAGCGAUUACGGCUUACGCUACCAACGUUUCCGGAAGAUACCAAGCUGACAAAAAUCGAAACGUUAAGAUUCGCGUACAAUUAUAUCUUUUCGCUAGUUCAUGUACUCGAACUCGAGGAAGAUGUACCUCUCGAUCUUGAGAAAUUACAAAGUCUUACAUUGAGCGGGGAACGAAUAAACAAAGAGAUCUUCGACGCCAUGUUUAUCAAUCCACCGCCGCAUUUCAUGGAUGGUGGGUUCGGUUGCAACGACUUCUACAACAGCAUGCACCAGUAUGGAAUAACUAUGGCUCAACCGCCGAACUACGAGCACCCAAGUUUCUCCAAACAAAACUAUCAGAUGUUCAGAGGUGCCUUCGAUGCGGCUUACGCUAGCGCUAGCAACAAACCUCAACCUUUCAACAACACACAUCCUCCAGCUCCAUAUCAGAUAAGUCCUCAGCAAAACUGUGCACCAGAUUUGUACAGCACCAACUGCUAUUAUGGCAACCCACAAAGUACAUCUACCCCAAUGGGAUUGAACUGCUCAGCAUAUCCGACGGCACCUCAGUCGGAUUGCAGCAUAAAUCCAUCCGCAAUGCAGUCAUCUCAACAGCCGGCCUUGCACUACAACAGUAGCUUCUACAGCCAAACACCCCCCUGGUCCGAGACAUCCGGAUACAGUGAAGCCGUCAGCUUCCAAAGCGACACUUUCAGAAAGAGUUAUGAGCCAAACCCAUUUCAGUUAUAGUUUAAGCUGUUGAGAUAUUCUGUGACUCUGUUGAAAGGUUUUAUCCAAAGUUAACAAAUUGUGCAUAACACGCAAUAUCAGGUGAUAAAUUUUAAUAUAGUUGAGCUAGUGAAAUUAAUAUAAGUAUUAUACAGAACAAGUGAAAUGUUGAUUCGAAUUUAACACGUUUUACAUUCUGAGUUCUAAUGAUGAGGAGUGGAAGACGUUUUCUAAUUCGUGAUAAAUGUAUUCAGCCAGAUUAAUCACCGUAAAUUUCUGGCAAAACGAAUUUGCGCUGGUCAAACUGGCCAAAAUUGAUAAUUUUUCAGUUGGUUUGCGACUCACUACAAACCACUAGAAAAUUUUCUAACGUGCCAUACUAAAUAAACUUUCAAAAGUCUGAAUGAAAUUACUAGUCAUGCUAGAUAAAUUCUACCCCUGUAAACAGAAAUAAUCAUUUCAAAGUUGACGCUUCGAACCGAUGUCUCCAUUUUGGAAUGGUCAUUUCUUCAAGAUAAUAAUUAAAUAAGAUGGUAGUUGUCUUUUUGUAUUGUGUUCUAAACAAAAUAAUGCGAUGCCUUGUAAAAUAUAUCAUAAUAUAAAAAUGUAAACUAUCUAUGCAAAAGAAAACACAUAUUUGCUCAGAGAUCUCUAUUUUGUAUCACUUUUCAGAGUA
This is a messenger RNA of Toxorhynchites rutilus septentrionalis, 2010 nucleotides long. RefSeq names its product basic helix-loop-helix neural transcription factor TAP (gene tap). NCBI's taxonomy places the organism in Eukaryota, Metazoa, Arthropoda, Insecta, Diptera, Culicidae. The record is from RefSeq and is a predicted model, not a curated record. The transcript has a single exon. Gene Ontology annotation, molecular function: protein dimerization activity. The coding region runs from base 162 to 1355 and encodes 397 amino acids.